Leguminivora glycinivorella is the source of this 732-nucleotide messenger RNA. Its product is annotated as protein lethal(2)essential for life-like. The record is from RefSeq and is a predicted model, not a curated record. The transcript has a single exon. Gene Ontology annotation, molecular function: protein folding chaperone. NCBI's taxonomy places the organism in Eukaryota, Metazoa, Arthropoda, Insecta, Lepidoptera, Tortricidae. The coding region runs from base 58 to 636 and encodes 192 amino acids. Gene Ontology annotation, biological process: response to heat; protein refolding.
AAGCGAAGUAAGCGACUCAAGCGAUUGUCAAGCGAUUCAUCAAGUGAUCAAACUGCAAUGGCGCUACUAUUACUCGACGAAUUACGACCCCGUCGUCUUCGGGACCAACUUUUUGGUCUCGAUUUGGCGUCUGACGAUUUUCUAAUGGACAUUUUUGACCGUCCGUCCCUGCAGCGCCGGUACUCCCGUCCUUGGCGAAAUUUAGCUUUGGCAGCUCGGGAUGUCGGGUCCACCAUCAAAACCGACAAAGAUAAGUUCCAAGUCAACAUGGAUGUUCAGCAUUUCGCACCUGAGGAAAUUUCUGUGAAAACUGCGGACGGCUGCGUGAUUAUUGAAGGAAAACAUGAGGAGAGGAAGGAUGAACACGGGUUCAUAUCCAGGCAGUUCAAGCGAAGGUAUACCUUGCCUGAGGACUGUAACCCUGACACGGUGGAGUCAAGAUUGUCAUCUGAUGGAGUUUUGACAGUGUUAGCGCCCAGAGCUUCGGAGAAUAAAGGGGAAAGGGCGGUUCCUAUCACCCUCGCUGGACCUGUGAGAAGGAAACAUCAUGACGAAGAAGAUGCAGAAGAGAAGAAAAUUGAGAAUGGGGAAGUUAGGAAAGAGGAGAAAUCUCCGCAGAAAAAGAGAAGACGUUAGAUGCUAAGAUCUUAAGAUUUAGGUAUAAUUUCAUUCCAGUAUUUUCAAGACUGAUUUUUCUAAUAAAUGUUUCGUUAAAAUUAAUUAUGGGUUUAC